CACGACUCGGCUCCUUUUAAAGUGGCUUGCAGGUGAUUUAGCGAAACCAUAACUCGGUCAUUGUGGCAUGAUUUGACCUAAGCCUCAAUUCACCAUUCUUUUCUCGCGGUUUUUCCAUGAGGGUCACACCAUAAGUCAACUCUCAGCCUUGCAAGUGGCAUGCACAACAGUUAAAUCGCCAGGCACCCACUCUUCCACAAGUGACCUACCUGUCAUAUUCCCCACCCAUUCUUUCCAGAGUCAUCUCUCCAAGGCCCCCAACCAGCAACGCCCUGAGCAUACUCUAUAUUCGAGAAUGAGUUUCGGUUUCUCCAUUGGAGAUUUUAUCACACUUCUUGAUAAAGCUCACCUAGUAUACAGGAAAUGCAAAUCAGCACCGAGUGACUAUGCAGUCCUUGCUCAACAUGUCGAAAUCCUCACACAUGUCCUCGAGGAAACGAGGAGCAUCUUGUCUCCAAGCCUUGCCUCUUCCCUCCCGAAGCCAAAGCUUAAUUCCCUCGUGAGUGCGAGGGAAAGCUGCCAGAUCACCUUAGAUGAGGUGGAGAAAUUCCUGAACAAAUAUGAAGAUAUGGGGAAGAAGCAUCCUACAUACUUUAAACGGGUAAAGUUCAUUGGCAAGGAUGUAGAGGGUUUGAAGGCUAGGCUUUCACUUAGUACAAACCUCCUUCAACUUGGCCUUUCUUCUCUCUCAAGGUAUAUCAAGCUACUCUUUCUUCUCCACUGUCGACAGAUCAAGUAUAACUCUUCCUGACUGCUUAGCCAAUCAAUUUCGCUGAUUCAGAAUGCCCUCGACGCCAAUGUCAAAGAAUAUCAAGUCGGAGCCCGUGCACCAAGUGUAGUAUCCGAUGCCAUCGAUGGGCAGCCUGUGAAUAA
This is a messenger RNA of Lindgomyces ingoldianus, 873 nucleotides long. RefSeq lists its product as uncharacterized. The transcript is spliced from 2 exons. The record is from RefSeq and is a predicted model, not a curated record. Bases 296 to 751 code for a protein of 151 amino acids. NCBI's taxonomy places the organism in Eukaryota, Fungi, Ascomycota, Dothideomycetes, Pleosporales, Lindgomycetaceae.